AUGCCAAAUUCCGCGAAUAAUGACAACAGCUUGGGCAAAAAACAACAAACAGCUGUUAGCGAACGUCUUCGUGCCGUUACAGAUUCAGGCAUCGAGUAUAUUAUGGAACGUGAUGAGAUUGAUCCUCCACACCGAGCGCGCCUGUAUCAACUGUUCAGUCUAAUCGAAAAGGAAUUCGACCAGAUUUAUGCGGAAAAUUGCGAACUACAUGCAAAAAUCGCUUUAUUGACAGAAAAAUAUGGCGAAGCAGCUGUGCUAGCUUCAGUUCCGAAUUCUGAAAGCGCUGUACAAGGUGGAUUUGAGUUUGGUGCAUCCAAAGGGUCAGCACGGAAAGCCAUGCAAAUGGGACAAAAGCUCCGGACAGCUCUGCGUGGGCCACCGGGGCGUUUGGUUUUUAAAGUUGGUGCGGACGGGCGCAACUUCAGGAUGACACAAAGAUUCGCCGGGCAUAAAGAUGGCGUCUGGCACGUUACGGCAAAUGAUUCGGCUAAAAUUGUAGCAAGCGCCGGGGCUGACCAAACGGCCAGGGUCUUUUCACUGGACUCCGGUCACGGUAUUGCGACGUAUGUGGGACAUACGGGGUCUGUAAAUUGUGUGUCGCUAUGUCCCGUCGAGCAACAAGGUGACUCUUUGCUUUUCUGUUCGGCUAGCGGGGAUGAGACGACCCAUAUCUGGCGAUCACCAACUGUACAAGUCAGCAGCGAGGAUGAAACAACGGAGGGCGCUGACGCUGAAGACGUUGAAAAUCACGAUCUUACAGAGGAGCCAGAAUCAGAACAAAACAUGGAAGGGAUCAAAAUCAAAAGCACUCAAUUGAAGCUGACUGGUCAUAAGGGACCUGUAAUCGCAUGCGAAUGGCUGGCGGGAGGACAACAGAUCAUUACUGCUAGUUGGGAUCGAACAGCGAAUAUCUAUGAUACAGAACGUGGCGACAUUAUAAAUGUCCUAACAGGCCACGAGCAGGAAUUAAAUCAUUGUUCAGCACAUAAUACGCAAAAAUUAGUGGUGACGGCUAGCAAGGACUAUACCUUUCGACUUUGGGACUUCCGAGAGCCAAUCCAUAGUGUGGCUGUAUUUCAGGGUCACAAUGAUUCGGUUACCUCAGUGGCUUUCUCCGCAAAUGAUCGACUUGUGUCUGGAAGUGACGACCGGACGGUCAAGGUAUGGGAUCUACGAAAUAUGCGAUGCGCCUUGACCACAAUACGUUUAUCAUCGGCUGUCAAUAGGCUGGCGAUCAGCCAAAACCAUGCUGUGAUCGCGAUCCCGCACGAUAAUCGACAUGUACGUAUCUAUGAUUUAAAUGGCAUUCGUGUGCCAAGGAUUCCCAACCGACGGUGCCAUCAUCGAAUAGUGUCAGCCGUUGCUUGGGCGGACGAUCAUCCUACAAAUAAUCUAAUCACAUGCGGGUUUGAUAGACAGGUGAUUGGUUGGAAAGUGCCGAUUGGACGUGAAGCCAAGGAG
Molecule: messenger RNA, 1461 nt
Organism: Mesorhabditis spiculigera
Lineage: Eukaryota; Metazoa; Nematoda; Chromadorea; Rhabditida; Rhabditidae
Source: the annotation of a GenBank genome assembly